GCACACGCUCAGCGGAGCCCAGUCUCAGAGGGACGCGCACUGCCGCUGUCCGCCGCCUACGGCCCCCGCCCCGGAGCCCAUGGAGGCGCCGGGACCCCGCGCCUUGCGGACUGCGCUCUGUGGCGGCUGUUGCUGCCUCCUACUGUGUGCCCAGCUGGCUGUGGCUGGUAAAGGAGCUCGAGGCUUUGGGCGCGGAGCCCUGAUCCGCCUGAACAUCUGGCCGGCGGUCCAAGGGGCCUGCAAACAGCUGGAGGUCUGUGAGCACUGCCUGGAGGGAGACAGAGCGCGCAAUCUCUCCGGCUGCGUGUGGGAGCAGUGCUGGCCAGAGGAGCCAGGACACUGUGUGGCUCAAGCUGAGGUGGUCAAGGAAGGUUGUUCCAUCUACAACCGCUCAGAGGCAUGUCCAGCUGCUCAUCACCACCCCACCUAUGAACCGAAGACAGUCACAACAGGAAGCCCCCCAGUCCCUGAGGCCCACAGCCCUGGAUUUGACGGGGCCAGCUUUCUCGGAGGUGUAGUGCUGGUGUUGAGCCUACAGGCGGUGGCUUUCUUUGUGCUGCGCUUCCUCAAGGCCAAGGACAGCACCUACCAGACGCUGUGAGUACCUGGCCAGCAGUACCUGAGUCCCAGCUCACCUCCUGGUUCCUGUCCCACCGUUCCCCUUCAGUACCCAGGGUGCUGUCUUCUCCAUGGGCAAGCCCUCAGGACAGUGACAGCAUGCCCCCUGUGAGCCGCACCCCCUUUGUCUCCUCCAGUUGCAGGGCUUUCUUUGUCAGGUGUUGGCUGGAACCAGGACUCAGCCUGGGCCGGUCUAGGAGCCCAGCUGAGCCCUCCCGUGUCUUUUCCCUUCAUGCUGCCAGCAGGGAAGAGAACCAGUAGGUGCCAGCCCAGGCAAGCCUGUGGCCUGCGUUUCUGUGGCUGUGGGCAGGAGCUGGGCUGUGUGUCUAGUUAGGUUUUGCUCUGAGGAGAGCUGUGCCUGAGGCCCUCUGUGUGCUGUGUGUGCUGUGGGGCGGGUCGCCGCAGCCUGUGUUAAAGUGUUUGCUCUUCCUCUGCUGCCUCCUCUCGAGGCAGGGGUUCCUUGGCUGGCUGAGGCAGGGUCACCUCCCUGAGUGUCCUCUUUGGCCUCCGCAGAAUCUGACCCCCUUGGGCCUGCACUCCAUUCUGAGUGGAAAGGAGGAUGCAGAGGCUGGCCUCUUGGCCCCCUUGUGGGCAAGUGGGGGGCGGGGAUGGGUAAAACUCUGGCCACCAGUUUUUGGCUCCUGUGGGCACCAAGCAGGCUCAGCAUCUGAUGCCUGACAUCUCCUCCUGUCUUGGCCCUGGAACCUGAAGCUGAGAGCAUCCCUCAACCGCCUCGUCUCCUCCAUCGCCCCUGCUGGGCCCCCCAGCCUGGCACUGUGCCUGCCUCUUUCCACCAACUGGCCUGGGCACUGCCUCCAAAUAAAGGAACUCUGCACUGC
Rhinopithecus roxellana (golden snub-nosed monkey) is the source of this 1457-nucleotide messenger RNA. RefSeq names its product CD164 molecule like 2 (gene CD164L2). Lineage: Eukaryota; Metazoa; Chordata; Mammalia; Primates; Cercopithecidae. The transcript has 5 exons. Gene Ontology annotation, cellular component: cytoplasmic vesicle. Bases 80 to 601 code for a protein of 173 amino acids. The record is from RefSeq and is a predicted model, not a curated record.